Messenger RNA from Vicugna pacos (alpaca), 5808 nucleotides. Lineage: Eukaryota; Metazoa; Chordata; Mammalia; Artiodactyla; Camelidae. The record is from RefSeq and is a predicted model, not a curated record.
GCCGGCCCCAGCAGCCGGGGACGUUCGCCGGGCUCCAGCAGGUGCACGCUUUGUCUCUGCCCGCGUCCCUGAGGGUGUUUCCACCCACGCCCAGGCUGCGGGCGGGGACCGCUCGGCCCUCCCCAGCCCGCACCCGCAGGUGGAAAUCACGACCCAGAAGGGCAGCAUGAAGCCGGUGAAGAAAAACAAAGCGGAAGAACCUGAAUUGGAGCCCCUGUGCUGCUGCGAGUACAUAGAUCGAAAUGGGGAAAAGAACCACGUGGCUGCUUGUUUGUGUGAUUGCCAAGAUCUCGAUGAAGGGUGUGAUAGAUGGAUCACAUGUAAGUCCGUGGGGCCAGAGACCUGUGAAAGAAUCAUGGAUACAAUCUCUGACCGCCUCCGAAUUCCUUGGCUCAGGGGAGCCAGAAAAGUUAACAUUAGCAUCCUCCCCCCACUCUUCCUGCUGCCUGUCUUCCUCCGCGUGGCUUCCUGGCACUUCCUCCUGGGGGUGGUGGUUUUGACCUCCCUCCCUGUGCUGGCUCUGUGGUACUACUACCUCACUCACAGAAGGAAAGAACAGACUCUGUUUUUCCUGAGCCUCGGACUCUUCUCUCUGGGCUACAUGUACUACGUGUUCCUGCAGGAAGUGGUCCCCAAAGGGCGUGUGGGGCCCACCCGGCUGGCUCUCCUGACCUGCGGGUUAUUUCUGAUACUCCUCGCCUUGUACAGAGCCAAGGGCAAUCCAGGCUACCUCAGACACCCAGCGAGCAAUGACAGGUCUCCAAGCGGCAGCCAGACUGAGUGCUUGAUCAGAAAAGGGCCGGACAAGACCAAAGGGUUCCCUGGCGCGGACCUGUCGGGCGGUCUCAACAACCGCAUGCCCAAGGACGAGGUCAAGGGCUCCUGCAGGACAGCGGCUGGCAGCCCCGCCAAGGUGAAGGAGGACUGGUGUGCCAGGUGCCAGCUGGUGCGGCCGGCCCGGGCGUGGCACUGCCGGAUCUGCGGCGUCUGUGUGAGGAGGAUGGAUCACCACUGUGUCUGGAUAAAUAGCUGUGUCGGAGAAUCAAAUCAUCAAGCAUUUAUACUUGCCCUUUUGAUCUUCCUGCUCACCUCGAUGUACGGGAUAACACUGACCUUGGACACCAUUUGUAGAGACAGAAGUGUCUUCACAGCUCUCUUCUAUUGCCCUGGAGUUUAUGCAAAUUACAGCUCGGCUCUGUGCUUCACCUGCGUGUGGUACUCUGUGAUCAUCACAGCGGGCAUGGCCUACAUCUUCCUGAUCCAGCUGAUAAACAUCAGCUACAAUGUGACCGAGAGGGAAGUGCAGCAGGCCCUUCGGCAGAAAACGGGGCGCCGGCUGCUCUGCGGGCUCGUCGUGGACACAGGCCAGUACAGUCGGGGCUUCCUGCGGAACUGGCACCAGUUCUCCACCCUGGGCACACACCCCUUCCACCACCCUGCUGAGGACAUUGUCUGAAGUGCCUUCUGUGCGGCUCCGGGGUGGCUCCCCGCUCUGCUCCCUUGCAUCGUGCACUUCAGUACACGCAGGAUGCUCGCGUUUAUCCCCAGUUUCUUAAAGGCAUUUAGGGCCAUGCUCAGGUUUAGACACUGGACUGGGAAGAAAUUAAUUUUUCUGACUUCACAACUUAAGAGAUUUUUAUAUUGAAGCAGUAAAAGUAGAGCCAUUCCUUUCCAGUCACCUUAUUAACUAACUCAGUCACCGGAAGUUGAAAGGGUGUGAUUGCUGAUGCACAAAUUGAUAGAAGCAGUUCCCAUUCAUUAGUAUGCGGGGGGGGGGGGGGGGCUUUGCAUUAGGGUGGUUCUAGUCUCUUUCAAUUCCUAACAGCCAUGUGACCCUUAGUUGAGUCACUUCCCCAAGUCUCAGGUUUAUCUGUCACAUGGGGUUCUGAUGCCUGCCCUGGUACCUCACGGAGUGGCUGGGGGUGGGGGGGGUAACGCGAGGGUCACGUGAGGGAUGAGGUGUGUGGAAAGCGCUGAAAAACGACUAGAGCACCAGAGAGGCAUGAAGUACUAUUAGGAGAAUCCUAAGACUGGAAAAAAUGUUUGUAGGCCAGAACACUGAAGCCAAUAUUAUUAGAGUAAUCCAUUUUCAGCAUUUCAGUGAAAAAAAAUCCCCAAAUACCAUGUUGUACAGUUCUGGGAACUUCUGUUUCUGAAGUAUUAGACAUUAACUACUCAAAGAGGGUAGAAGAUGACCAGGUGGAUUUACGCUGUCGUCUCAUCUUGGAAGGACAGUUGAUAAUAAUUAUAAUUAUUGCUAGUAUAAUGUACAGUGAGUGGUCAUGAGUUUAGGUGAUGAGUUCUUAUAUUUAUCUUAUGUCUUCUGUAUGUAUUCUGUUUGGAUUUACUCUGAGUAACUCCACUAGGCAUCAGUGUUUUUUCCCUUUCCUUGUUUUGCCUGGUCAGGUGCUAGCACACUUGUGACGAUGGCUGGGUGAGAACAGACACUCCUGUGGGGAACAUUUGACUCUUUCCUGGGCAGGGUGGCUGGUUAAUAUCAAGGGCUUGACUUUUUUGUUCAUGUAAGUAAUUCAGACACUGUCAGUAAUAGCGCUAACCAGUAAUAUAGCAAAACCCAGCCUUCUGGUGUUCACGUUAUUCUGGUCUGAACUCUUCUUUGAGAGGCUGAUUGACGCCUUCCCACUUAACUUGCACAUGACUUCUCAUAUACCUUUCUCGAGAUACAAGUAUCUCACUAGGAGAGAAGAAACAGGGCAUAUAUGGUUUCCACUAAUUAAUGGAUUACUGUUCUUCCUUAGCUCUUCCUGACUUGUUUCUUUAAUCAUAUCUCAAAAGGAAAAACGUGUUAAGGAUUAAAUAUUUAGAGUGGGUCUGUGCUACCACCGAAUUAAGAUGAGGCAGUUUCAGAUGGGAAGCAAACCCUCUUGGAAUAUUUGGUUCUGUACAUGCACGUUUUUUUGGAACCUCAAAGAAUUCAUGAGCCAUUACAUUUGCCUUAGCUUAUAGCUUAAUAUGGGGAAAAUAUUGCCAGCUUUUUCAGUCUUUCUGUGCAUGCUGCUGUAGCAAGAGGUUUAUAAAGGUUGAGAAAAAAUAUUGCUACUUCUACGACUCUACCCUCUGCAGCACCAUCCCUAGCCCUGCCGUUUAUCGGGGCUGUCCUUAAGCCAGGCACCACGUUGCUAUACAAGCUUGUUGUUGGUCUCCCCAGAGACGGAUUGUUUAACGAACGAGAGGCUCUGUAUUCCACAGGGAUGAGCCAAAGAACACGUGUGGGGAUGUUAGCUGAGUCUGUGGUUUACUGUACAGUGAUGCCCUAUCUCUGGCCCAGAAUCAAGCAUUCAUUUGGAAUUAACAUUGGAGCUGAUAAAAUUAAUUCCUUUCCAUAUAGGUUUGAGAUCAGAGAGAGGGCAGUAAUGUCAAAGACAGCACACGUGGCCUGAAAUCUCUGCUUGUAGUCUCUUGAGUGCCAGAUGUAUAGCCAAAUCUGAUUGUCUAGUGGUUGAUAAUGAAAUUCAUAGAAGUGUUAAUAUAGUCAGCAAUUUUGGCCUCUUGCCAGAUAUUUAACAAUCAAAAUGUGAUGUGCUGACGAUGAAGAGCACCCAGGAGACCAGCCAUUUGGCGGAAUUAGGAAUGAUACCACUUUUAUAACCACCACCCCUAACGGGGUUACCGGGAUGGGGCAACUCACUCAGAUGAGGACUCCCUGUGUAUUAUUCUGGCUUGGAGUUAAGGUGCUUGUUUGAAGUUCCUUGAGAACUUCAUGAUUGGCAGCUUACAGAAGAAAGCUCAAGACUUUGAAAAGCUCAGUGGAUUUGUAGACGUAAAAGCCUAUUGAAGUAUUUGCACCAAAAAGAGCAGCAAACAAGAGGCAAUCUGUGAGCUGUUUCUGUAGACUUGGGGACUUCCUUGGUCGGUACUCCUGGACUUUUAAGCCUUUGUAUGAUCUGGAACUGUUAGAGGGAUUUUUGUCCUUUCAGAGGACAAGGCCUCUGAACGAGUGAGUCCCAGAGACACAUGGGGUGAUGGUGGCCGUGGGGAAUUGCCCUCCAGACCUAUAACCAGCAGUGUCUUGGCCAUAGGAGCAGCACCCCCAACAUAUUUCAAAAAAGUGGGUUCCCUCCUUUCACCCCGCAUCCUCAGCCUCUGUUAAUAAACAUACUGGAUGUGGAGUUCAGUAAAUGAUCUACUAUAUUCUGACCACUUACAUUACUCUCAGGCCAUGUACUAUUCCUGGGGAAGAGAAAUGAGUCCAUUUGGAAGAUCUGAGGUUCAAAUAGUUAAGGAUCAGGAUUGCACAAAGGAAGAAAAUCCUUCAAUAUUUAGAAAUGUUAUGAUGCUCAAAGAGUACUUUGUGGCUCCAGCUGGGCCCAUCUGAAGUGAACUGACCAUUAACAGCACCUCUUUGAUAGGUAUCUUGAUGCUGCUGAAGUCAAGCCAUAAGUGUGUUUUAGGGCCCUGGGCUGCUCAUGUCAGGCACCUGUGUGUCUGUGUUUACGAGACUGUCAGUAUCUGCUUCCCAAGUACUGGUGGCUUCCUUUGGUGGAUGAAGUCAUGUUGUCUUCCACUGCACCAUCUGCCUAGCAGAAAGACUGCUACAAACUUUCUCUUAUGCAAUGGUCCUUGGUAUUUCUAAAAUUUUUAGCAAGAGAAAAUCUUCUAUACUAGAAUCUUCCACUGCCAGAAAACACAAUGCUGGUAAGGUUCUCUGUAAUAGUGACCAUCUGCUUAAUAGACUAUUUCCUUUGGGUAGGACACUAGCUUUUUAUUAUAAAACAAUUAAUAGAAGCAAAAAUAAGAGUAUCUAGAAGCACAGUUUUAACCAGGAUGUUGAAAAAUUAAUGUUUCGUGAGGUUUAAGGAUCUCUUUAAAUUAGGUAGGUUUAUACUGACAGCUUCAUUUUAGCCACAUUUUGGUACACUGCGUUUUAAAAAGGAGAAUUUUCUCAAAGAAGAAAUGCAUAAUGGAGACUUUUGUUUGAGGCGCCUGUUUGGAAUCUGGCUUUCUCAGCAGCAGCUUGGCGGGUGUGCCAUUUAGUCUGAGACAUUGCAAAGGUGAUGCGGGGCGAGAGUGAGCUGUGCUUCACUGAAUGCGGAGUAAAAUUCGUUACGUUCUUGUGGAUACCUGUUGUGAUUCAUACAAACUUUUUUUGCAAAAUCAGCUACAUUUAGUCCUGUUUCUAAUGGACAAUUAUCCCCACUUCCCCAAGUGUUUCGUUGUAGUAGCAGCAGUAGGCCAAAGAUGGGAUAGUUCACGGAGACAAAUUCCUCAGAGGCUGUGACUAUUGCUGAGCUGGGCUUGUGACUUUUUACGACUGUAGCCUUCCUGAUGGCGCCUUUCACUUUUAGAAAAUUCAUUCUUUCAAAGCAGAGCUUUAAAACUAGAGCUAGUCUGUUUCAGUUAUCGAUGCAACUGAAACUCUGUUUCUUCAGACGACACCCCUGACCAGAUGCCACAUUACACAGCUGGCGGGCUCAGCUUGUCGUCCUGUGGUCUGAGUGAUGGUUUGAGUUGUUAGGGCUUCGGAGCCUUUUCAUUUGACCACAUUUCUGGGUCUGACAGACUAAAGGAAAGCCAGGAAAAUUUAUGGAAUAUUAAAUUCCGUGUUAGAGUUCAUAUUUAAUGUAACUGGCUCAGCACCAUUAAAGGGGAUUUCCGAAGCCAGCUCUGGAGGCCGUGGGCUGAACAUUUUGCACUGUUUUGUACUUGUGAUCAUAUCCUCUUAUCACCUCAGACUCAGACACAAGGCCUUUUAAAUGGAGAUUUAAAAAAUUACUGCCAUUUAUGUGAAAUAAUGUACUGUGACCAAGUUGUUUAAAUGGAAAAUAAAGUGCUUUCUUUAAGGAAAAG